Ictidomys tridecemlineatus (thirteen-lined ground squirrel) is the source of this 4975-nucleotide messenger RNA. NCBI's taxonomy places the organism in Eukaryota, Metazoa, Chordata, Mammalia, Rodentia, Sciuridae. The record is from RefSeq and is a predicted model, not a curated record.
AUUAUACAUGCAUAAAAUAUUAAUACCAUUGUUCAAAUGUAUUUGAAACUAAAUUCUUUAAAAAUUUUCUCAAAUUAUUAUAGUGUAUAUAUUUCCAAGUAGAGUAGUGUUUUUAAUCAGUAUCUACUAUCUUUAUCAAGUUCCACUAGCAUUUCAGAGGGAUAUCAAUGGGAUUGUUACAUCCAGGCAUUGUUGGUAUUCUAGGCAUUUAUUUAUUCAACAAAUAUUUCAUGACUGCCUGUUGGUUGAUAGGCCAUGGAUCAAAGUGCCUGCCCUUUUUCUAGAAUUUAUUAUUGAAAAGUAAAAAGUUAACAGCAAGUCUGUAGCUCAUCCCUCCCUCUGGGAAUUAUUUCCCCUUCAUGAAUAACCUUGAGUAAAACCAUUAUUAGAUAAGUAAAUUGGUAUGGUAAAAGAACUUGGUGCAUUCUUCUUGGGAUAAGUAGUAUCAGACAAAAAAUGUUCAUAAGAAGAAGAAUAAAAUUAUAGCAUUUGAUGAUAAAUGGAUGGACCCAGGGAAUAUCACACUAAGUGAAAUAAGCCAGACUCAGAAAGCAUUUCCAAAUUCUCUUAAUUCAAAGAUUCUUCAGACAGAAUGAAAAUUAUUUAUGAAUUUUCCAAGUUUGGAACCAAGUGAGAAAUAGUGGUUGUAAGUUUUGAUAAAUGUUUUGGACUUUGAUAUGGGUGUGCUCUCAAAGGUAUAAUUUCCUUGGAAAGAUCUUUAGUCACUUGUAAUUUAAUCAGCCAUCAAGCCAUCCUUGGUCAAAGGCUGGGAGAGUCUGCAAUCAUUCUCCUCCAUUUACAGAUAGGUCAUUGAACACCCUAUUAAAAGACAUCCCUUGGUACUGUUGAAAUGUUUGUCAAAGCCAAUAUCUCAGAGCAAGGUAAAUGGUAAGAUUUGUAACAGUGAAGGCACAAGAAAUAUACCAUACUAUUUUUACUAUUUUUAUAUGUCACCAGUAACAAAGAUAUCAGGAUUAGAAAAUGAUUCAGAGAGUGCUCUGCGUUGUGUGAUGGCCAUUGGUUGCUUUUCUCCUGUUGCUUUAUUACACCAUGUUAAACCUUUCCAGGGAUUUUACUAGGGACCCAACUGUAAGGAGGCUCAACCUUGAGGCUACUAGCUUGCCUUUUUUGGUGACAAAACUCCACUGGCUCUUCUUGUGGCAAUCUGGCAAUAGCCCAUUCUCAAACUUUAUGUUCUCUAAGCAUAGUCUGCACCAUUGAUCUACAUUCAUUCUCUUCAGUUCAUUUGAGAAUUUAACAAGCAAAGUAAAAAGGUAGACACUUACAGGUUUUACAUACAGUUCCCAGAAAGAGGUAGACACGGGUUUUGCUUACAGUUUAGAGGUGUCAUGACCUGAAACCCAUCCUUGGGUCUCAGGGUAGGAAACCAAGAGUUUGCUCUCCUUUGAUAUGGUAAAAAUACGUGUACUCGGAUGGCAUCCAUUUAUCUCUAAUUCUAAGUUCCAGAAAGCUUUGAAAACCAAGUUUUCUUCUAACUCAUGUGACAGUAAAAUUAGACUUGAACUUUGUGAGGAUAUUUACAGUCUCUGUGUAUCUCAUUUAAUGUGAAUAUUAUAUUUCAUGGAGUAAUAUUAGAGUAAGACAAUAGUAUAAGCAAUAUAAACUCCAUAAGGUCCUCAGAGUCAUGCAUCUAAAGUAAACCAUUAAGAUGAAAAGGUAUUUACAAUUAUUUUCUGUCGUAUGUGCUCUAUUUUAUGUUCGUAUUUAUGUAGGACUAAGACAUAUUUUCUUUCCCUUUUUAAUCUUUUAUUGUACAAACUCACACAUAUGUAUAUAUAAAACUCUAUGUAAGACACUGAAGAACAUGUAUUCCUCGAGAAGGAGAAUAUGUGGUAUGUUAAAAACUAUUCAAAACUUGGACUUAGGCAAAAAAGAGAUCACUAGAAUAAAAUUUCAGUGAGUUACUGGGCACUUUUUUUUAGCAGACCCCCUAGGGAUUAUCAAUUCCUUAGGAUAUGCAAGUUUGAUUUUUUUAUUAUUCUUUUACAACCCUCUAAGAAGUUAGUUUGUAACAUGGAUGAAAACACGAAUUACUCUUAUCUGAGAACAAUGCAAAUGAUUCAUGAUCAGAACAAAGCAAGUGAAUUUUGUCCAUUUUGUUUCAAUUAAUUUCCAUCAAUGUACAAAAGUCAAUUCAAAAUUGUAUUGUUCUAUAGGACAUUAACUAGUUUCACAUCUAUUGAAAUAGAAUGCUUUUGACUAUAUAAAUCUCUAUUUCUCAAAUUCUUCUCUGAACCAGUUAUAGCAUCUUUAAUGACAUUAAUACAUCAUCUGCAAUGACAUGUUAAUGAAUUAAUGAAUUCAUUUUAUAUUAUACAAGUGUCAUAUUUUUAACUUUGAAAAUCAUUCUUUAGAAGGUGCUUUUUACAUAAUAAUUGAGAAAAGAUAAGAUGAAUUAAAUAAGCAAAAUACAGUACAUGAUAAUCAGUAUGCAUUUGAUUUGAUGGCUCAGUGGAGUUUCUAGAUAACUAUAUUCUUUACAUUUAUUCCAACAUGGCUUAUUUCAUUUUAUUUUGAGACAGGAUCUUGCUCAAUUGCCGAGGCCUCAAACUUGAGAUCCUUUUGCCUCAGCUCCUGAGCAGCUAAGAUUAUAGGCAUGCACCACCACACCCAGCCCUGCAUUGAUUUUAUUCAUUUAGCAGACAAUUCUGCUUUGCAAUAUGGGGUACAAAGGUAUACAAUACAAAUGAGGCACAAACCCUUUUCUAGAAUGGUUAACAGUUUAGUGUUGAAGUGUAGAUGAAGGAAAAAAACCUCUACCCUCUUAAACUCAGUAGCUGUGAACUGAGAAUUAAACUGAAAAAAGACUGAUUAGCAGAAAGAAAAGAAUAAGAAUUUACGCAACUCAAAUAUGUGUGGGAGAGCUAAGUAGCUCAAAGGAGUGGUUAGAAUUGGGGGUUUAUAUGUCAUUUUAAUAGGUAAAGUGGUGGAAGAGAAAAGUACUUACAGGAAAAGUAAUUACAGAUAACCUUUUGUAAUGAUAAAUGGGUUUUCAGGAGAACAAACAAGAGAUAAGAAAUUUUGUAAUAAUGUUUGUCCAUGUAGGUAUGAGUGAUCUGUAUGCUUCAAGGCCAUAAAACUCCCUUGGAGAAGAAUUUGGGAUAGACUUUAUUUGCAUUCUCUCUUCUGGGAGUAGAUCUACAUUUAGGAGGAAUUUAUGUCUACCUCAUUUUCCAGAAGUUGCUGCUUUUAGUGGGAUAAGGGAAAACUCCAAGAAAGGUUAAUUUCCCCUGCAUAUGUUGAAUCUGAAACGUCUUCAGCUUAAAAUAACUUUAUACUGAAGUGGCAUAUUUGGGAGUGGCAAUUCUAAAAUCCUUCAAGAGAAGAAUAUAAACAGAUCAUUACAGAGUAAUAAUAAUGUAUGGAGAAUAACAUUACUGUGUCCUUAGAUGCUUUAUAUUUAUUAUUUUAUUAAAACCUAAAAUUUGGUAGAAUUUCAUAGGAAUUUUAUCCCAAUUUUAUAAUUAGAGCACAGAGAACCAACUAAGUAUUAGAAUAGUUGUGAACAAGAUGCUAAAGAAUCGCAAAGCAAUGUAAUGUGCUUUUCUUUCCUAAAGAAAGAAACCAAAACAUUCCUCUCACCUCUCUUCAUUCAUUUGGUUAACUGAUCUCAGGCCAUAUCCUGCCCCAGGAAGAGCCACAGAGUGGAAAUAGUCCUGAAAAAGGAGGCAAAAGGUGUCAAUGCAGGACUUAGGAGCUCUCAGAUUUGGAAUCAGGACUGUCGUGAAGGGAUAGAGACAGGGGAUAUAUAUACGUACAUAUUUGUCAAGUUAAUUGAUCACCAGAUGUUUUAUCGGCUCGUGUGCUGUCUUGUACCAGUCAUGUGGUUGAUUUCUGCCUUAGAUGAGAGCUGUCUAGAACUUCCCCCAGUGAACAACAGCAUAUUUAUUGUAAAGGAGGUGGAAGGACAGAUGCUGGGGACUUACGUUUGUAUCAAGGGCUACCAUCUGGUAGGAAAGAAAACCUUUCUUUGCAAUGCCUCUGAGGGAUGGAAUGACUUCACCACUGAGUGUCGCUUGGGCCACUGUCCUGACCCUGUGCUGGUGAAUGGUGAAAUUCAGUUCUUCAGGCCUGUGAAUAUAAGUGACAAAAUCACAUUUAAGUGCAAUGACCACUACGUCCUCCAGGGAAGCAGUUGGAGCCAGUGCUUAGAGAACCACACCUGGUCACCUCCCUUUCCCAUCUGCAAGAGUAGAGACAGUGGCCCUCAUGGAGAUACACCUCACCGAUAUUGUGAAGGAGGAAAUUCCGACUCGGGGUCUACCAGUUCUUCCUGUGGGGAGAGGAACCACCCAGAGGGCCCACAGAAGCAGGUGGUCAUUGAGGGGGACCUGGAAAGUGUACUUACCCAUGAGAGGAUCCACAAACCAUGUUUACAGACUGGGUUUGAGAAGGCAUUGGUAAGUGGGGGCCGUUGUUUGUCUUAUUCACAGUUGUGUCUCUGGGGCUUGGCCAUUGUUUCUGGUUCAUGUUCAGUUAAUAUCUUUUCAAUUUGGUAUAAUGUUUUUGAAUGGGUGGGCCUUGGCCUGACUAUAGAAGGGGCCUCAUAAACCAUUGAUUCACAUUUCAAUAUAAGGACAUUUCCAUUUACCACCUGCAUCACAAAUACCUCAUAAAGCCCUCAUAAAUGCCUCAUAAUAAUGGUAGGCAUUAUUGUCUCAUGUGCUUUAUAGAACAAGGUUCUUAAACUUAAUGCCUGAGAUUUGUAAGUACUACUCUGAAGAGGCUCUAAACUUCUUCUAGAUUGCAACAAACACUGAAAAAUUUAUUUUCCUUGAGAUUCUUCUUCUAGACCAUAUUUACUACUGUGGAAAUAUUAAAAUUUUAUUAAGACAGAAAGUGUAAAUGAUUCAUCAUGUUGAAGGCCCAGAUCCCACCUGAGCUCCACGGUUUUGACUCCUGUCCCCAUUCAGGGACCUCCUUGUUGCUUCCUGACUUCAGGGUGUAGAGCUGG